Molecule: messenger RNA, 1156 nt
Organism: Danaus plexippus (monarch butterfly)
Lineage: Eukaryota; Metazoa; Arthropoda; Insecta; Lepidoptera; Nymphalidae
Exons: 9
Coding region: 243-1082 (279 amino acids)
Biological process (GO): sodium ion transmembrane transport
Cellular component (GO): membrane
Molecular function (GO): ligand-gated sodium channel activity
Source: RefSeq, a predicted model, not a curated record
UUCAGCUCCGGAUUAAGAUACGAGUUUCGUAGAAAUUAAUUGUUUUUUAUAUUAAUGUUUUAAUUUAUUUUUAUGUAGCGGUAUUUUCAAACCUCAACUACGACUAUAGUCGAUACAUUGCUGACUUGACAUUUGGUCACGGAAGCUGUAGUAGAUCGGUUUGUGUGGAUUGUGGGGGUGUUGUCCCCUGUGGAGUACCGUGGAGGAACGUUAUAGAACGAGUCCAUAAGAGCUGCAGCGAAAUGUUGGAUGAUUGCCAGUUCAAUGGAAUUCGCUUUCGGUGUUGUGACGAAUUUUGCGUUGUCGAUUCGACGUCUGGGCCAUGUUUCUCUUUGAACGCUUUACAAAACAAGUGCAGUCAAACGGGUUUAUUUGUUCUUAAUAAGACUUCUGGACCUGGAAUGCUAUCAUUUCGUCUAUUGUCCGAUGCGCAGGUCAUUAUACAUAGCAGGGAGGAGUUAUCGUCUUUCGUGCCGCAGAAAUUCAAGUUCGACGUUAAAAUAAAUUUAGUGAAAUAUGCCAACAUAUUAUUCUCCAUGAAACAAAUACAAAUUGAAUCAAGUCUCGAUGAAGAAGAUAUCACAGUUAGAAAUUGUCGACGGGGUUUCGAAAUACCAGAGGAACCGCUGCACAGUUAUCCCGUGUAUUCUUACGGAUCGUGUAGCUUGGCUCGUCGUAUUUAUAAAACGUUCCAACGAUGUGGCUGUGUCCAUCCUAUUCAAGCUAAAUUUUAUAAAGACUUAUAUUGCAAUUAUACGGGACUUAACUGUUUGGUGGCGUACAAUGUACAAAGGACUAAGUUCGGCGUAAAGGAUGAUAAUGAACAAAACGACUGUCUACCCUCGUGUGAGGAGAGCCAUAUUAGUAUAAUAAAUUUUUCCAAAACACCGUAUAGUGGAGAAGAAAAUAAGGCAUCUUUGGUGAAUAUUAAAAUAUCGGAACUACCAACAUUGAAAUAUAAAAGAACGUUGAUGAGGACUAAGUUGGAUUUGGUUGUUACAGUUGGCGGCAUGUUGGGACUCUUCUUCAGCGCUUCUAUUUUGAGUUUAGUAGAAAUAAUAUAUCUUAUGUUUAGACCGUAACAUAAUGACAGUGUACUUAUACUUUGUGUUAUACACGAUUAUAUUCAAUAAAGUUAAAUAAUGAAUUGCCGUAA